Molecule: messenger RNA, 783 nt
Organism: Rotaria sp. Silwood2
Lineage: Eukaryota; Metazoa; Rotifera; Eurotatoria; Philodinida; Philodinidae
Source: the annotation of a GenBank genome assembly
AUGUCAUCAUCUAAAAUAAUUGAUAUUAUAAAACCUAUUGAUUAUGAUGAAAAUCCUGAAAGAUAUAAAUCAAUAAGUGUAGUUAUUGUAUCAGAUACUCAUAAAAAUCAUGAAGUGAUUAAUAUUCCAGAUGGUGAUAUUUUUCUACAUUGUGGAGAUUUUACAAAUAAAGGUGAUUGGCGAAGUUUAACAAAUGAUCAAAUUCCACAAUCUAUAAUUGAUUUUAAUCAAUGGUUGGGAAGAUUAAAACAUAAACAUAAAAUUGUUAUUUGUGGAAACCAUGAAAUUGGUUUUCAAAAAUACUCAAAAGAAGAAAUUCAAUCCAAUUUAUUAACUAAUUGUAUAUAUUUAAAAGAUGAAUUAAUUCAAGUCGAAGGUAUAACAAUUUACGGUUCUCCAUGGCCAUUUAAUGAACAUUAUCGAACAAAAUGGUUAUCGAUUCCUUCAAAUAUUGAUAUAUUAAUGACACAUAUUCCUCCAAAAUUUAUAUUAGAUUUAGCAUUUCAACCAAAAAAAGUAGCUUCAACAGAACCUUGUUCAAUGUGUAAUGAUACAGUUCAUGGUUCCUAUGGACAUUGGGGUUCAAAAAGUUUAAUAAAAGAAAUUCGUGAAAGAAUUCAACCUCGAAUUCAUUGUUUUGGACAUGUUCAUGAUGACAAUGGUUAUAAAUAUGAUCAACAUGAAAGUGAAACACUAUUUAUUAAUGCAGCAACAGAUUUAACAGGACAAGUUUUUAAAUUGAACUUUUAUCUUGAUUUACAAAAACAUUCAAAUAUAUUUUAA